UUUCUCUCUCUCUCGUUUCUCUUCCAUCCCAUCUAAAUUUCUUUGUAAGACUAAAAUAAAAUGAAGAAAAAGAAGCGUAAAAACAAACUGGGGCGUAGCGGUGGAUUCGAACACAGGUCCAGAAGCGGAUGAGUGAGUUCUCAAGCCAUCACCAUAUAAAUUUCUUUGUACAAUUAAAAUAAAAUGAAGACAAAGAAACGGGGCAGAGUGGUGAUUCGAAUACUGGUCAGGAAGUUGAUGGGUUUUCGAAAUUCGAAAUUUCGCUCCAAUGACUCAGAGAGGUAACCGUAACAACAAGAAGAGGAAGACGGUGCAGUAUCGUGGAAUGCCUCCAGGUUUCACACCAGGAACUCGUGAUGUCCCUUUUGGUCCAUUGACUGCUGAUGAACAUAAUAAUGGCAAAGCUGUGGUCGAAGAUGAGGGCUCUGAUGAAGCUCCUGAAGAGUUUGAAUCAUUCUCAGGUUGCUCAAGGAAAGGAGGACCAUGCCUCAAGAGGAUAAAUACCUUAAAGAAACCUAAUCUCAUGUCUAUGUCUACUUGGACAGCUGAAGAGUAUGCCAAAUAUGAUGCUUACCUCAUCAAGAAAUGGCAGAUCAGUGGAUGGUGCGAUGAUGACAGUUUUUAUGUGGGCGCUAGAGAUUUUCACUCCCCUGCUGCAGUUGCUGCUCGUAAAUUCCACAAAUUUGAGCGCAUCAUCCAUGGAAGGAUAAUCUCUAAACCUCCUCAUAACACUCCCUUGCCUGAUCUUUCCCGCAUGCAUAAGUGGACACCUCAUGAAUAUGACCUGUAUGAUCUGUCUCUCAUGAACAAGUGGAGAAUCUCUGGCUGGGAUGAAAACGAAGCUACAUAUGCUAGUACUCGAGACAGGUCAACUCGCAUCUUUAUGAUGGCUGAAAACAUGAAGAAAACAAACAGCAUGCGUGAUCUUCCCACCCCAGCUUCUAAGACUGCUCAAAGCCAGGGGAAAAGAAAGGAACGUAAGUGAACUCUUUCGUAUCCACUCCCUUUCGAAUAAAGGAAAAACUUUUCCCACAUGAUACUCUUUUACAUCAUUUGCGUUACUUCUUUCAGUACUUUUGUUGGAUUUGAAAACAUGAUUCGAGUCAAGAAGUAUUGACUUGUCUUGUUUUGCUUUUGGUUUGUUUGCCAACAUUUAAUAACAUCUUGGACAACGUGUGUCAAAAAUUAUGACUCAAUCUUUUUCUAUUCUAUUGUCCAUUAGAGUUGUUAUGAAACGUUUAUUAAUUAAGAAGUGAUGCAUGAAUCAACUAAACGCCUAACUUGACACAUGAGCUAUUAAUAGAAUUUAUUUUAAUUAUACUAUUACUAUAAGAUAAUCAUUGUUUAACCGACUAAACCCCUAAUUUUUGGUAAAACGUUUAUUAAUUAAGAAGUGAUGCAUGAAUCAACUAAACCCCUAACUCGACACAUGAGCUAUUAAUAUAAUUUAUUUUAAUUAUACUAUUACUAUAAGAUAAUCAUGCUUAAUCUUCUAAACCCCUAAUUUUUGGUAAAACGUUAGUUACCACACUCUCAUUUCAUUAAAGCUGUUUCUCGCCUUCCUUUUCGAAAAGUAAGGAAAUUGGGUUUCCAGGUCUAUAUGGGAUGGGGAUAUUUCUUUGGGGAAAAUGGUAAUCACAACAUUCUUCCACUUUCGAGAGAUCUUCUUUGCUUGGACGAAGUCAUGGGUAAACGAAUCCUUAAGAAGCAGAUUCAAAGGCUUUUGCUAGAACUAAGUUGACCUUUUACGUGCGUGCCAACACCCGUUAUGUUAGAGAUUAUGUUUUACUAUCUGACCACUAUACGAAAUCAAAAAC
Molecule: messenger RNA, 1817 nt
Organism: Brassica napus (rape)
Lineage: Eukaryota; Viridiplantae; Streptophyta; Magnoliopsida; Brassicales; Brassicaceae
Exons: 6
Coding region: 269-985 (238 amino acids)
Source: RefSeq, a predicted model, not a curated record